Diorhabda carinulata is the source of this 1742-nucleotide messenger RNA. Its product is annotated as solute carrier family 22 member 3-like. Gene Ontology annotation, molecular function: transmembrane transporter activity. Lineage: Eukaryota; Metazoa; Arthropoda; Insecta; Coleoptera; Chrysomelidae. The record is from RefSeq and is a predicted model, not a curated record. Gene Ontology annotation, biological process: transmembrane transport. Gene Ontology annotation, cellular component: membrane. The transcript has 8 exons. Bases 59 to 1651 code for a protein of 530 amino acids.
UAAUAUGUAUCUUCAUAGAUAAUGAUACUAAUUUGGUGGUUGAUAACUUUGUGUAGUAAUGGAGAUAACUGAUCAUGUGGAAAAUAUUUUAAAAGGCGUUAAUAAAUUUGGGAAAUAUCAAAUAUUUGCAUAUCUUUCUCUGGGGUUUGUGUAUAUGUUCAAUAUAUUCGACUUGGGAUACAUUUUUAUAGCGAGAGAUGCAAAGUACAGAUGUUUCAUACCAGAAUGUGAGGCCGAUUCGAGGUCAGUAAUUUACAAUCCCGAAUGGCUGAAGGAUUUUGUGCCAUUCAAAGGAGGCUCUCCAGACAGUUGUCAUCGUUAUGCAAUGAUGAACAACACUUGUUCUGUGACGGAUAUCUCUAGAAACGAAACACAAGCUUGUGAACAGUUCGUCUACCAAACUCACGAUAUUACGAUUGUACAUGAUUUUGGGAUACAUUGUGAAGAAAACGUAUGGAAAUUAACAAUAGUAGGUACAGUUUCUAUGUGUGGAGAGCUCGUAGGUCUAUCUUAUUCAGGAUUUAUUUCCGACAGGUAUGGCCGAAAAACAAUUUUAAUCGCAGGUGUUUUACUAAGUACACUAUGUGGGAUCCUAAAAUCUCUAUCUGUGUCCUAUACAAUGUAUGUUAUAAUGGAAUUUCUUGAUCCAGCACUAGGAGCCGGAAUGUAUAAUGCAGCUUUUAUAUUGGCAAUGGAAUUUGUGGCACCGAAACAUAGGAAUUUUGCAAAUACAGUGAUAUGUUGUCUUGUUGCUUCUAGCCAAUGUAUUUUAGCACUUGCUGCUUGGUUGACUCCUUCUUGGAGAAUUAUGUUACGAAUAUUAUACAUUCCAGGAUUUAUUGCUAUUACCUUUUUUUGGACCAUACCUGAAUCGAUAAGAUGGCUGUUAUCGAAAAACAAAAUAGAAGAAAUUCAGAUAAUCGUUUCCCGCCUCCAGGGAAAGGAAACCUUGAGUGAGAAUACCACUCUUCUAACUUUUUUUCACUCUUACGCUGAAAAAAGGUCCAUAGUGACCGAGAAACAAUCAGAAACUUUCAUAGAUGCCGUCAAAUCCAGAAUUUUACUGCUUAGAUUAAUACAUUGUGCUUUUACGUGGAUAUGUUGUACUUUUUUAUAUUUCGGACUAACGAUGAAUUCGGUUACUUUAUCUGAAGAUGUUUAUUCGAGUUUUAUUCUUUCCGCACUCGUGGAAAUUCCAGGUUAUUUAAUUUAUUAUUACGGAAACUCGAAAAUCGGUAGAAGGCUGUUUCUGUCAAUUACUUUCAUUUCAGCUGGCGUUUCUUGUUUAGCUGUAGGAUUUAUUCCGAAAGAUUUACAUUGGUUGAAAUUGACAUUAUACUUGGUGGGAAAAUGUUCAGCAACAAUAAGUUAUACUGUGAUUUACGUUUAUACAACAGAAAUGUUCCCGACUACUUGUAGGCAUUCCACGCUAUCAGUAUGUUCAAUGCUGGGACGAUUCGGAUCUAUGCUAGCACCUCAGAUUCCAUUUAUGGCAAGAAUGUACGAAAUCCUGCCUUUAAUUUUGUUCGCGAUCAUUGGUUCGACCUCUGGAACUUUAGCGUUGUUAUUUCCAGAAACACUGAAUACUAAACUGCCAGAAACAAUUCAGGAAGCAAUCGAUAUUGGCAAAAACCAAAAGCGGAACAUCUAAUACUAUAAAUUCGGUAUAUUAUUCAAAGAAGAAAUAAUCGAUUUGACAAAUUGGUGAAACGAUAAUAUACUGAGAAUUUCCAAAUCUCAAA